Messenger RNA from Lactuca virosa, 1236 nucleotides. NCBI's taxonomy places the organism in Eukaryota, Viridiplantae, Streptophyta, Magnoliopsida, Asterales, Asteraceae. The record is from the annotation of a GenBank genome assembly.
AUGGCAAGAAACAUAGUCCUUCAAGAGUCCAAAGAUCCUGCAAAACGUAGUAGAGUCUCGCAAAACUAUGAAUCUUAUCGUUUGUUGGGAAAAGGACAGGGUUCAGAUUCAAUUGAAGGUCUAGCACUUGACAUGCGAAAGCUCGAGGAAGGGAUGAGAUCAGAUGUUCUUAAUUCACUGAAGAUUCUAAAUCUUAAAGAGUGUUACGAACUUGUCAGUAUCCACAAUCUUUCCCGACUUCCAAAUCUUGAGAGUUUGAUUCUCUGGAACUGUAGCAGUCUUACUCAUGUUUGUGAAUCCAUCGGAGGCCUUAAGAGUCUUGCUCUAUUGGACUUUACAGGGUGCAAGUAUCUUAUGAAGACUUUAAAGAGAUUACGGGAAUUUGUAUAUCGAGGUUGUAACAAAGUGUCUGAAAUUCAAGGCCUUUUCAAAUUGGUGCCAAUAGCAAAACAUGAUGAAGCCGAUUUGGGUCAUAUGAAAUGGAUCAAAGCAUAUCAAGAUUACAGGGUGUACCUAGUGGGUGAUGAGAUUACUAAAGAGAGAGACCUGCGUAUCCAGGUGUUGUAUGAAUAUGGUAUAAUGAGCACAUAUCUGCCAGGCAUAAGGGAUGAAAGCAUGCCAAUGCCUGAUUAUAUGUCAUUGAUUCCGUUCUUAUCCUUUCGUGUGCCUUCUACUGAAAAACAUAGGAUCCGAGGAUUAAAUGUAACCUGCUUAUACAGACUAUCAGGCGAGGAUGAAGAUAUGUGGGUUUUGUUCAUCAAAAUAAGUAAUAUAACCAAUGGCCUUAAUUGGAUGUACAACCCGAUGGUCUAUUGCCAACCGAGAUUUUAUGAAGAUGCGGUGUGGUUAAGCUAUUGGCCAAUUGGAAACAUAUUAGACACUGGUGAUGAAAUCAAUGUGUCCAUUGUGGGGAAUGGAUUGAUGGUAAGCGAGUGUAGUGCCAGCUUUGUUUACAUAGAUGAUGGUGAAUUAGAGCUAGAAAACUGCAAAAGUUACACGAAAGAGGAAGAAGUUAUUGGAGGAGAUCUAUCUGGCUUUGAGCUGACCAUAGGAGCCUAUUAUCUUUGUCGUCGCGAUUACUUCAAGAUAACCACCCCUGAUUGGUUAAAGGUGCUACUUGGUGAUACCAUUCACUACAAGAAAUAUACCCUUUACCGGCGACACUAUUACCGGCGACAAGGGGCUUUAGCGACGACUCUAUAUAUUGUCGCCGCUAAAGCCCUUUGUCGCCAGUAA